GGGAUAUCUAGUGCACUCGAUUUGAAUUAGAUGUCUGUUCGGGAUUGACCCGACGAAUCCAUGCGACAGAAAUGGAGCGGAUGAGAUAGUGAAGGAUCCAGGAUUGAAUUAAUCACUAAUCAAGAUGUUUAGGUUUGCUACCAUCUUGAGCAGGUUUGCGUCACUCCCCCUGAACAGGACCGCUCUCCAGGUCCACAGAUCCACAAGCCGGAGUGUGUGGUCCGGGGUUCACGGCGUUAGAUGUUUCUGCCAGCAAGAAAUCCAGACGUCGAACCAGACCGAUAACGACCAGACCAGUCUGAGCCUGCGAGUCCCUGACCUGUCAGCGUUUAAAACGAACGAGACGAGAGCCGGGUUCUACCAGGAGCUGAAGGAGUGCAGGUCGCCUUCGGACAUCCUGGACCUGGUGGACCGGUGCAAGGUGGCGCCCUGGUGCAUCAGCAACAGCUUGACCCGGAUGUGGCACGUUACCAAGAAGAUGCCGGACGAGCGGAGGCACUGGGAGCUCCGGCUCAUGGCCGAGCACCCGACUUUCGAAAAGCUGUGCCACAGCGCCAGGAUGAGCGCGCCACGCAUGAACUGUCACAACCUGGCGUUCACGCUGCUGUCCUUGGUCAAGCUCGGGGUGUCUCAGAGGAGCUACGUGGUGCAGUCCAUACUCCGAGUCAUCCAGGAACGUCUGAACGAGUUUGAGAACGAGAAAGCUCUCUCUGUACUCGCCGCCUGCCUCGCCGAGAUGGAGAGCUGCAAAAACUCAGACGCGCUCAAACAGGGCUUAAAGCUCAUCCUGGAGGAGCGGAUUCCCUCCAUCCAGAGCGUCAUGCUUCUCCACACCACCAUGCGGCUGUUCGGGAAAGACGCCUCGCCGGCCAUUAAACAUAAGCUAGAGAGGAAAGCUCUGUCCAUGGUGGAUCAGUUCACGCUUCUGAAUGUGCAGUACAUGCUGGACACGCUGGCCGUCAUCCGGCUGAACUCCAAACCGCUCCUGGAUGUCUGCAGGAAGAAGCUCGCUGAGAACGUACAUAGCAUUUCCUUCACCAGGCUGAUGGCGGUGCUGAAGUCCUGCAACGACCUCGGCUACAAGAGCUCGCACCUCUUCACGUCCGUCUCCGAGUACUUGGCCAGUACGCUCCCCAUGUGGAGCAACAAACAGGUGCUGCUGUUACUCUUGGAGUUUACGAGACUCCGGUUUCGGCCCGUCGCCCUGAUGGAUGCUUUCGCUGAGAGAAUCGUCCAGAAAGCCGACAUCCUCACGCUCCGGGACCUGCAGGGCGUCCUGAAGUCCUACUCCUUCCUCAACCAUCAUCUGAAGGAAAAUCAGCAGGCGUUUCUGGAGAGCGUGACGCACGUCUUAGAUUCGUAUCUUCCCAGGAUGUCCGGUGCAGACGUCCUGAAAGCCGUCGGCUGCCUCUGUGUGUUCGGACACUUCCCUCGGGCUGCGCUGGAGAAGCUGCUGCGUAACGAUGUUCUGGAUGAUCUUCUAAACAAAGAAAGUCCAUUUUACGCCAGACAUGAGCGAGUGCUCCAGACGUUGGAUCUGUGUUUGCGUCUGGACCGGCACGAUCUCCCCGCCUCCCUCUCAUCCAUACCACGUCUCGAUGGCUCACCUCCUCAGGGCCGGCUCGUGGACCCUGCGCUGCUCAUAACUCUGAAGAACCUGCUUGGAGAGGAUGCAGUGACCGACUCAGUCAUCGAAGAAGGGCACUACUUUAUCGACUUUGUGGCUACGCUGCCUCAGAAAACAACACAAGAGCAAACCAAGAGGUUGGCGCUGCUCUGUGCCUCUCCCACCUCGUUCUGCUUCGGUUCGACACAUCCCAUCGGUGCCAUGGCGAUAAACCUCCGUCAUCUCGAGCUCAUGGGAUAUCACCUGGUCCUGGUGCCGAUGCAGGAGCUAGUCUCUCGGAGCGCCGAGGAGAGGAUCGACCUGCUGAGGAAAUUAAUUUUUCCCGAACAAGAAAACAGUGUCCAAGAAUGUGAAGUGAAAUAAUUAAAAGUGUGUAACUGUGUCACCUUAAAAGUAUUGUUUUUUUCCCGUCUUUCUUUCUUUCUUUCUUUUCCCUGGACAAUCCAGAAUGUUCACCAGGUCGCUCCUCUCACAUUGCUAUAUAUAUUUGUAUGAGUAUUUAUUGUCCCGGAAACGCCAUACAUUUUUGCUUUUUCCCAUAAUAAAAUAAAAGCCAAACUUAUAACAUUAAUAAUAAUGAUGUGAAGCAAAUCUGUUUCAGGGUUCAGUCACUUUGAGCUGCCCUUCUAUAGGGUCGGGACAGACAGGACACCCCCCUGACGGACACCCCUAAUAUUCUAUAGGUUCUGUUGGUGUGAGAAAAGAGAAACAUGGCCACAGAUUUGGGUUUGUCUAUAAAAAUGUUUUUGAGUUCAGUUGCUCUGGAUCAUCAGGACUACAUAUACUGUAACUUGGAUGUGGUGUGUUUUAUGUAAAAGCACAUACUCCUGUCCUGCACCAAGAAAACUGUCAGGUGUAUAAACCUAAGGCAAUUACCACCCCACACGCUUACAUAAGUAAUGGCACCCUGGGGAUAAAAUGAGCAACGAACAGUACACUAGGUGUUAUAAAAGUUGGUGAUGAAUCAGUUCUGCAAGAAAUUAAUAAUCCGCCAGAAUUUAACACUUCUAAGAAAUUAUGACAUUUUAAGUAAAUGCACCAUGCCUGAAUGUUUGUAUCAUUUGUAUGCUGUUUGAAUUCAUUAAAAGAAA
Clarias gariepinus (North African catfish) is the source of this 2718-nucleotide messenger RNA. RefSeq names its product FAST kinase domains 2 (gene fastkd2). Gene Ontology annotation, cellular component: mitochondrial matrix; ribonucleoprotein granule. The transcript has 12 exons. The coding region runs from base 125 to 1990 and encodes 621 amino acids. The record is from RefSeq and is a predicted model, not a curated record. Gene Ontology annotation, molecular function: RNA binding. Lineage: Eukaryota; Metazoa; Chordata; Actinopteri; Siluriformes; Clariidae. Gene Ontology annotation, biological process: mitochondrial RNA processing; regulation of mitochondrial mRNA stability.